CCGCGUGCACGCGAGACCCAACCCACGUACCGACUCUACAAGCGGCGCUUCGUCGGGCUCGUCGGGCUUGUCCUGCUCAAUGCCGUCGCGGGAAUGCCGAAUCCGUGGUACGGACCUAUCUCGAAUAACGUCUCGAGCGAGUUUGGCUUCACGCUCGACCAGGUCAACUGGCUCGGCAACGCAGUCAACCUUGUCUUUCUCCCGUCGUCUAUCCUGGUUCCGUUUGUCUGCAAACGCUUCGGGAUCCGUCUUACCUGUUACUUUGGAACGCUUCUCUUGCUUGUUUCCGCAUGGAUACGGUAUGCAGGCUCCGUACGUACCCUCGACAAGGAGGGCGCGUACGCACUGAUGAUGGUCGGCCAACUCAUUGCAGGUGUGGCGCAACCUGUAUUCCAAGUUCUAGGGCCACUCUACUCCGAAACAUGGUUUGACACCAAGUCCCGGACCACGGUCACCAUGGUGGCAUCCAUCGCGAACCCUGUCGGUAGCGGCAUCUCACAGCUGAUAUCACCACUUAGCGGGACACCACGAGCUUCUAUCCUCGUCCUGGCAAUAAUCUGUACAGCCGUCGUACCCUGCGCCUUCGUGGUGGGCGAUGCCCCACCCACACCGCCGACGUACUCCGCGUCGCAGCCGAACCCGUCGCUCAUAUCGCUCGUCCGCGCGAUCCUCGGACGUGAGCAGCGCGGCAGUCAAGCGUACAUGAGCGUACGCGAGCGUUGUGAUUUUGUCAUCAUCAUGCUCAACUUUGGCGUCCUCGUUGGCAUCGUGACGACGUUCUCGAUCCUCACGAACCAAGACCUUGGCCCGUACGGCUACUCGAGCGACACCUCGGGCUUCAUGGGCGCGGCGCUGCUUCUCACUGGGAUCGUCUCCGCGGGCGUCACCUCCCCGCUCUUCGACCGCGUCUUCACGCACCACCUCGCGCUCACGGGAAAGCUCAUAGCCCCCGCGCUCGGCGUGCUCUGGCUCAGCCUCAUUUGGGCCGUCAAGGAGAACAAUACGGGUGGGCUCUUCGCGAUCAUGGCGCUCAUCGGCGCGGGCUCCGUCACUCUCCUUCCCGUGGCGAUCGAGCUCGCGGUCGAGGUGUCGCGCAACGCCGACGGGAGCUCGGCGAUACUGUGGUUUGCGGGCAACCUUGUCAGCAUCACCUGCGUGCUCGUCGAAGGCGCACUCCGCGCCGGCCCCAACGCGCACCCGCCGCUCAACAUGCGUCGCGGGCUCAUUUUCCAGGGCGUGCUCGCUUGUGUCACCGUGUCCACCGUCCUCGCACUCAAGGGCACGCAGGCGCGGCGCGAGAUGGACGUGCGGGUGAUGCAAGGGACGCUGGAGCUGCAGAGGAUGGGGCAAGAGUAUGUGCCGAGCUUGGAGCAGGAUACGAAGGGCGAUGUGGAGGCGCUUGAGAAGAGGGACGAGCAGAAUAUUUAAUUAUAGCGUUAUACUAUGUACUGCUUCUUGGGUUCCU
Messenger RNA from Phanerochaete carnosa HHB-10118-sp, 1465 nucleotides. RefSeq lists its product as uncharacterized. Gene Ontology annotation, cellular component: membrane. The transcript is spliced from 13 exons. Gene Ontology annotation, molecular function: transmembrane transporter activity. Lineage: Eukaryota; Fungi; Basidiomycota; Agaricomycetes; Polyporales; Phanerochaetaceae. Gene Ontology annotation, biological process: transmembrane transport. Bases 94 to 1428 code for a protein of 444 amino acids. The record is from RefSeq and is a predicted model, not a curated record.